Ilex paraguariensis (yerba mate) is the source of this 1041-nucleotide messenger RNA. NCBI's taxonomy places the organism in Eukaryota, Viridiplantae, Streptophyta, Magnoliopsida, Aquifoliales, Aquifoliaceae. The record is from the annotation of a GenBank genome assembly.
AUGCAUCGAAUUUCAGGAUAUUUCAGUGAAAAGCACAAAAUCCGCAUGGAUUCAAAGUUGGGGAAGUUCAAGCCAAAACUGCAGCGUCUAAAUGCGGUGAAAGAUAUAGACUACGAGCUUCCUUCAACUUCCUCAUAUUCAGAUGACUCUUCAGCUCUCCGAACUCAAUCACUUGGUGAUUUAUCGCCGUUCGGUGAUAAGAAGAGCUUCAGAGUGCAAGGGAACGAAGGAGAAUUUGAAAUUAUUCUUAAGAGUUUGGGGCUCUCGGGAAUUGAAGAUUUCUCGAUUCCGGCCGCUGCGUGGGAGGCCAUGAAAUUUCGAUCUUCUUCGGAUGUUCUUCCUAGAUCUCGAGGUCUCCGAUUCGAUAGCCCUAAAGAAGUUGAUGAACAAGAAGCUAGUGAAUUAUCUGGUAAAUCCGAAAAUAAUGCUAGGGUUAGGGUUAAUGACGUAAUUGAGAGGCGAAUUGAUUCUGUCGAAUCUUACGAGUGUUGUAGUACUGCUGGUGUUGGUGACGAAGAAGAAGAAAUUCGUGAGUUGUCUGAUAAAUUACAAGACAGUAUUACCGUAAGUGAAACUAUGGUUAAGCCCUCGAGUUGUGUUGGUGGUGGAAGAGGAGGAAUUAAGGGAGUUCGGCCGCCGGUUCUGGCUCCACCGCCGUCAAUUUCUAUGCCGGUUACCAAUACUGCGUGUUCGACUUGGGAUAUUUUGAGGUCAUUUGCGCCGGAUUGGGAUGGAAGUUCGGGUUUACAGAUUCCUGGAGAAGGGUUUUGUUCUGAUGAGGAUGAGGAGGAAGGUGAUGAAACGAGUGGUAAGAGGGAGGCGGAGGGUAAUUGUGUGAGGUUAAGAGGGAAUGGCGUUCUUUCAGAGUCUUGUUCAUUUACCACGAGUUCAAAUGAUGAUGAUUCCUCGAGUAGUACCACGGAGCCUAUGUCAAAUAUUUCACCAAAUGGGAGGUUUAGACGCAUUAUCACGUAUUGGGAGAAGGGUGAGCUUCUGGGACGUGGGUCUUUCGGAUCAGUCUAUGAAGGAAUUGCUGAGUAA